Chilo suppressalis (striped riceborer) is the source of this 11520-nucleotide messenger RNA. The record is from the annotation of a GenBank genome assembly. NCBI's taxonomy places the organism in Eukaryota, Metazoa, Arthropoda, Insecta, Lepidoptera, Crambidae.
UAUUAGCUUGCUACAUAUUCUUAAAGUGAUCUGUGCAAGAAAUUUUGGACACAAACACCAGAUAUUGGCUAAAAGUUUUUAGCCUAAAACCUGCUAAAAAAACCUGAGGGAGCCAUCACUGAAGAAAUUAAUUUAUUCUAUCUUCAAUUAAAAAAUGUCUAGCAAUAACUUAAAAACUGAGAGCAUUUACAAUAUUUAUUCAGAAAGCUUUAAAUUAAGUGUAAAUAAAGGAUUUGCAAUACUCCAGCAACAGCAAGAAUUUGUGGAUUUAACUAUAGCAUCAGGAGGAUACUUAGUCAAAGCUCAUAAAAGCAUAAUAGCACUAGCUAGCCCUUACAUUAAAAGCAUUUUACUAUCAACACCAUGUCAACAUCCUGUAAUUUUUUUUAGUAAUAUUUCACAUAGAGUAUUAUCAUUUAUAUUGGAAUUUGUUUACACUGGUGAAGUACAAGUUCCUUGCGAUCUCUAUGAAUCUUUUAUACAAGCAGCUAAAGAUAUGCACAUUGAUGGACUCGAUAAACUAAAUGCUGCAAUGGAUCUCAAUAGAUUACCUCUCAAUAAAACUGCAGUCACAGAUGAUUUUGAUACAAUUUCCUUGAAUAUACUAAAUGAACCAGUUUCUAACAAAAUUAGCAGAUCAGAUGAAACUAAUGAGGUUGUUGUAAAUAUGGAACAUGAAAAUAAUUUCACAGAGAAUUUAUACAGUAGCCGAGGUACUAAUAUUAUACAGGAAAAUUAUUUAGAAAGUUCACCAAAGAGAAAUGUAAUUACAAACCCUGAUGAGCCUAUCUGUCAUGAAAGUUUGUACCCUGCAUGUGAAAAUGUAUAUUUAAGUAAUCAUGUAGAUCCUGUGGGGCAAGUUAAUACAAAUCUGAUUAAUCUAACUACAGUGGGGGAUACCCAGGAUAGUAACACUCCAGUGCAACAUACAUAUUCCCCUGUUGAAGAAUCUCAGGAACAAGUAAAAACACCAGAAAAAUCUCAACCUUUUUAUACGACAUCUAUAAGGGGUUCUAUAAAGAUGAUAUUAAACCGUUAUGUUUAUAAUCUGCAUCAUCAAUCAAAUAAUGGCUGUAACCGACGAUGGCGGUGCAUUGACUAUCGUAGAAAACACUGUCCUGCCUAUGUUGAUACACGUGAUGAGAUCAUCAUUAGUAGGUAAUAUCAACUGGACUGCAAUUGUACUUAUUAUGACCUAUUUAACAAAUAUGUAGCGGCAUAGCGUGGUGGUGGCAGGAGCGCCCUGGUAGCAAAAUUAUAUAAUUAUUUGUAUAAUUAAUUCGGUUGCGUCAAGAUAAUUAAUAUAAGACGAAAGAAAUCAAGAUAAAAUCGCUAGUAGUAUUAGCGUUAAAAAAGUGGCCAAGAAUUGCAUUGCUUCCUAUUUCCUUCCCUUCCCUAAAUUAUACAAUCAUCGUAACAUUUUGUCUCAUUAAAAAAAUUAAAAAUGUAUUUUAAAGUGGGAAAACCAAAUUGUGUUUUGAAGCAAUAUGGAUAUAUCGAAAUAAAAUUAAAAAAAAACACUCGGGCGCCAGACCUACCUCGAUAGACUCGCCGGAAGAGCAUUGAACUAUUAAUCGCAAGGGGGAUGAUAGAAAAUCUAAACUCACUUUGGGUUGUCUAUAUAUACUGAAAUUUCUAACUAUUUGCCAAUGAUUUUUCUUGAAUUUGGAAGCUAGUUCUAAUUAUCAUCUUAUAUUUAUAAUCUUUACCUGAAUUUCACAUAUGGAAUAAUUUUCUCUUACUGAAUAAAUUCCUUGUUAUAAUUAAUUUACAUGCACUCACUAUCCUCGCUGCAUCUUUGUUAUGAGUUGAAUGUAUUUGAAAGAAGUGGCCUCGCUUCCUUGCAAUGACAAACAGUUAUUGCAUGGUCCAAUAUAUAUUAAAUAUUCUAUAGUACAAAAAACAAGCAAAGUUUUUCAAAGAAAUUAAACGAACAAGCCGACAGCCAUCUCCACGGCAAACUACCGUCUCUUGCAUUAAAAAUUAUUGAUAAUCUUUUAAGAUUAUUCAAUAUUAAAUAAGAUUACGUCUUGAAAUGGAAACAUUACGGCGUGAAGUAACGUUAAAAUUUUCUUCCUUUUGUACUUUCCAAACGGCAAGCAAAGGAAUCAGUCGAGAUAAAACCUUGUUAAGCCACAGUAAAGAAAAAAAAAAUAGCGAAAGCUAUCUAUGGAAAAGGAGAACCAGUGAGACAACCUUAUCAGAGGCCUUCGAUCUCUCUUUUCAACCAAACAAAACUCAUGUGACAUUUUUAACACGUUACGAUUUCGGUGGCCAUUGGUCCUGACGUUAGGAUGGUUAGUCACUGACACAUAUAAAUCGUGCUGGCUGUUUGUAAUUACAACAAUUUUCUGAAGUAUAUUAGAAGCGGUUUUCUGAGAUCGCGCUCGUCGUCUGGGGUUGCGGGUCAUAUAAACUUCCACCCAUUUAAAGGAUGAUUUCUGGGAUAAAAACUAUCCUAUGUCCUUACACAGAACUCAAAACUAUCUCUAUACCAAAUUGCAUCUCAAUCGGUUUUGCGGUUUAAGCGUGAAGAGAUAACAGAUAGAAAGACAGACAUUUAUACACUUUAGAAGAUAGUAGCUCUUCGACAUCGAUGUUUGGCCAAUGUUAAUCUCACUGAGCCUGUGUGUCCGCUUACAACCCUACCUACCUUGGACUCCCUAACCUAAUUAAAUAAUAUGUCAAUUUUUGUUAUUGCAGAAAAAACCUUCAUAGCCACGAAUUUCACGAUAGUAAAAUAGUAUCAACUGCUGCAAAGAAAAACUUCUUCACAAGUUUAGGCGAAAUGAAGAAGAUAGACAAAUAAUGUUUAUUGCGUUUGAACUUGUUAGAAAACACUUGAAAAUUUAUAAGUAGUAAAAAGUCUCUUUAUGUAUUAUUUAUGCGCUUCGUAGAAUCUUGUACCUAACACGGGAAUAUUUUUAACUUUGAUCGAAAUCGACUUACGGAAGUGAAUAUUAGGGCGAAAUUACCGAUUCUUUCCGAGUUUACUAGGGCAUCCUCCGAAGUCCACGCAUAGGUACCUGUAUUAUACAGAUCUUGUAGCGCGUGGCAGAAUUCGGACUAAUUUUAGAAAGGUAUAAAUAAGCCUUUUAUAUGUCAUGUUGUUACUCUUUCCAAGAUAUUGUAAAUUGUAUAUUUCCCUUUACUGAGGAGAUUUUACGUACUUUGUUAUCCUCAUUUCAUCACUUAUUCACCAGCAGCGCCCUCCUGUCAGUGUCAUAAAAGCGCCUUAACAUCUUGGUGGCACUGUAUGAGGCAUGCUGCAAAAACAACCUUUUACGCAGUAACAAGCUCAGUGUAGAUGGCGCCAGCGGUUCAAGACCAGCUGUCAAAUCAUUUUGCUUUGUUUACAAAGGCUUUUUACAUUUAUAAUGAUAUAAGCAGAACAAGCUUGUAUUAGUUAAGAUGUAAGUAUUAUACAUUCACGUUCUUUGCUUUGGGACCCGCCUAAGCGUCAUAACUAUAGUUGAAUUAAUGCUACGUAGCCCAGGAUUAAAGGCAAGGCGGGCUGUGGCCCACAAUUAGAGGAUUCGAUCCCGGUCAUAUUUUAGUCCCGAAAUUUUCGGGAUUAAAUGUAAUGAACCCCGGGAUUUUCGGGAUUGCUAUAUUUUUAUAUAAGUCAAUAAAAAUGUGCGUGAAACGCGCUUACUUGUCUUGGACGGUCAUCUUAUUUACACAGCUAUCUUCAAUUAUUUUUGCCAACGACCGGUACCGGAUUAUGUGUAAAAGUGUGUAAAAAUUCCGCUUCACUUUGUGUAAGUUUUUUUAGUUAAAUGGUGAUAAUCAAUGAAUUUAUUAAAAAACAACCAACGCAUUAAUGUGUCUGAGUAAAUAUAGAUGACUAACGACGAGUGUUAUUUUCUAUAGCUCUAAGAGGUUAUGUUUAUGUUGUGCAUAGACUUAAAUGUUCUUUUCAUUUUGGUUUAGGUUUAAGAAGUAAACAAUUUCAUUAUCCAAAGAAGUUUUGAUGACAAGCAUAAAAAAGAUGAAGAUGUUUCGUCAGUGAGGAGUUUUUUUUUUUAUGUUAUAGGGGGCAUACGAGCAGACGGCUCACCUGAUGGUAAGUGAUCACCGUCGCCCAUGGACACUUGCAACACCAGGAGUAUCACAAAUGCGAUGCCGGCCUUUAAGGAAGGAGUACGCUCUUUUUUUGAAGGUUCUUGGGUCGUAUUGGUCCGGAAACACUGCUGGCGACAACAUAUUCCACAGUUUUGUCGUACGAGGUAAAAAAUUUCGACAAAAACGCACGGUUGUGGAUAGUCACGCAUCAAGAUGAUGGGGAUGAAAUUUUUGUCGCGAUGUACGAUGGCGAAAUGCAGCAGCUGGAAUUAAUCCGAACAAUUCCUCAGAACACUCCCCGUGAUAAAUGCGAUAGAAGAUGCAGAGUGAAGCUACAUCCCUACGCAAAGCCAAAGGAUCAAGCUGAUCGGAAAGGUCCUGGUCGUCGACGAUUCGAGCCGCUCGGCGCUGGAUGCGAUCCAAAGGGAGAAGCUGGUACUGGGGUGCCCCCGCCCAAAGAUGAGAGCAGUACUCCAUGUGAGGCCGAACCUGUGCCUUAUAAAGCUGCAGUCGGUGGGCCGGUGUAAAGUACAUUCUCGAUCUAUUGAGCACACCAAGCUUCUUAGAGGCCAAUUUGGCCUUGCCCUCUAAAUGAUCCCGAAACUGGACGUCGCUCGAUAUUUCAACGCCAAGAAUUCCAAUACUAGCUGAGGCAGUUAGAGGAGUGUUCUCAAAAAGAGGAGAUACGACAAAUGGUAUUUUUUUGCGGUGAACGCGCAUACUUGUGUCUUCGUAGGGUUAAAUUGGACUAGAUUAAGUCGGCCCCAAUUCGUUACUCGGUUUAACAAAGUUUCGACUUCAGACACAAGUUUGUUCCGGCACUCGAUGACGUUUUCCCGUGAAAUGUUGGCGCGGCCGGUAUAUAGGGCAUCACCCGUGCUGUCGUCUGCAUAGCAAUGAAUGCCAUCAAUUUGAAGCAUAUCAUUGAUAUGAAGAAGAAACAGCGUAGGCGAUAGCACACAGCCUUGUGGAACACCAGCGUUUACGGAUUUGGAGUCCGAGCAUGCACCGUCGACUGCGAUCUUGAUGCUCCUGUCCGCAAGAAAGCUAGUGAUCCAAACGCACAGCUUUUCAGGAAGCCCAUAAGAAGAAAGCCAAUGCUUCCCCCUUGGUCUCGAUCGCCUUUGCCCAACGAUGAGUCAGGUAUACUAGUAGAUCACCAGCCGAGCGACUCUGACGGAAACCGUACUGGUGGUCACUGAUCAGUUGAUGGUCCUCUAGGUACCGCAGGAGCUGGCAAUUUAUAAUGGACUCCAUUAUCUUGGAGAACAAGGAGGUGAUGGCUAUAGGCCUAUAAUUAGUAGGGAGUGAGCGGUCGCCUUUUUUAGGAAUCGGGUGCACUAAAGCUGUCUUCCAUAAGUUCGGAUCGACAUCUAAAGAGUAGGAGAGCCGGAAAAGACGCGUUAGUACCGGAGCCAACUCAGGAGCACACGUCUUCAGCACAAUUGGUGAGAUUCCAUCAGGCCCGCUCGACUUGUGGAUGACAAGGGAAAAGAGUGCUUUACGCACUAAGCUUUGUGUGAACCGGAUCUCCGGCAUAGAGCUCUCACACCGUGGGAUGGUCGGCGGUAUGUAUCCCCUGUCAUUUAGAGUCGUGUUGGACGCAAAGAGUGAGCAUAAAAGAUCCGCUUUCUCUUUUGCAGUAUGGGCCAUUGAUUCGUCGCCAUUGUGCAGGGGUGGAAGGGAUGGCUUACAGAAAUUUCCUUCAACAGCCUUGGCAAGAGACCAAAACGCGCGUGUUCCAGAGGGAAGUUUUAUUAAUCUCUCGCCAAUGCUGCUAAUGUGCUCCGACUUCGCUCUGGCAAUUACUCUUUUGCAGGACCUGGAGGCCAAGUUAUACUUCUUUUUGAGAUCGCUAGUGUUGUUAUUCCCGACCGCCGCUGCGUUUGCCCAGGCCUGAUAACACAUCUGUUUUUGGCGAGAUGCCAGUUUACAGUAGUGACCAAACCAAGGCUGGGUUUUUCCACCAAUGGGAACCACAGAGGAAGGAACAAAAAGUUCCAUACCCUGAAGGACAACAUCGGCGACAGAAUCGGCAGCGACGUUGGGAUCAUUCUGCGAGAAGCAAACCUGGCCCCAAGGGUAGGAUGAAAAGAAAGUGCGCAUCCCAUCCCAGUCUGCUGACAUAUAGUGCCACACACGACGACAGCCAGCAAAUUGCGGCCGCGGUGAGUAAGUGAGUGGCACCAUACUCCGGAUUAGACAAUGGUCCGAGGAGCCAAGAGGGGCAUCUAUGGACACUUUGUAAUUAUCCGAAUGUGAAGUCAGCAGAAGGUCCAACAGUGAAGGUGUAUAGUCUUCGACAUCUGGGAUUCGCGUAGGCGAGGUGACCAGUUGUGUCAGACCAAGGCCAAGGCGAAGUCGUGAAGAGAUCUGCCUGCAUGAUCGGUAGUGGGCGAUCCAAGCCAUUCGGAUUGGUGGGCAUUGAAAUCGCCAAGGAUCACAAUUUCAGAUGAUGGGAUCUGCUGAAGCACGGAGUCUGUAGCCACCUGGACGUGAUCAUAGAGUCGGUCAAUUUCGGUAUUUCCGCUAUGGGACCUGUAGAGGCAGGCGUCGACGCGGGGAUGGUCAUCGACGUCUACACGCAACCAUAAGAUGGAGAGGUCCCUACCUUCAAAGUUGCUGAGGCGACGGAAACUGAUACCCUCUUUAACGUACACACAUACCCCAGCCCGUGGUACAAAGGAAUGUUCCAAAGUAUACCCAGGGUACUGGAGGUAGGAGGUGUCGUCUGGAGAGGAUAUCUGCGUCUCAGUCAAAAAAAGCAAGGCCGGCUGCACUGUCUGAAGGUGGUAGUGAACAGCAUUUAGGUUGGAGUGUAAGCCCCUGAUGUUGCAGAAAUCCACGUUAAACAUGGCAGGGGGUGUCGUAUGACGCUUGCUCUGGCCUCGAGCAGUUUCGGUAAUGAGCGCGGUUUCGCCCUCCCCAGAAUACGAAGGGCAGCCUCGACGUCCACGUCCAGAAGGAGACAGUUCUGGGCAUGGACGUCCAGAGGGGGAUUCUCCAGUGUGAAAACAGCUGGUACCCCCCUGGGGUAUUAUCCUAUUUAACUGGGCCAUCAUGAGGAAAGGGGGGAGGGGGGUUGGGCAUCCGGUAGCCUCACUUACUCGGCGAAACACAGCACAAAGUACUGCUUCACGCCGGUAUUCUGUGAGGUCGUGGUAUUCCUCCGGUCGAGCCGGCCCAUUCAUGCAGUAGCCUAAGCUACUGCGUGGCUCUCCCACGAUUGAGUUAUUUUUAGUCGAUAAAUCGGGUAACUAAGCACAAUGUAAGCGUUGAUUAGCUACUAUAAAGACCUUAGGAGGAUCAACCAAAGGCGUACAUACUCAUCUAUCUUCAAAACAUUCCGUGAAAGUAGAUUCUGCUAAGGCAUCUUCCUCAACGGGCCAAAAUUAUGAAGGACCUAUAGUCUUUUUUAUAGUAUAUCUAAACAAGUCUUAAGAAGCUGUUUUCUUUAAAGUUUGUUGUAAAAUAAACUAAGGAAACAAGGCAAUUUUGUAAAUAAUUUAUGAAACUAUUUCAUAAAUUAUUUACAGAAGUGCCUAGUUACUUAAACUAAAAAAAUAUUCUACAACUAAAGAUUUAAAUUAAAAAAAAAAUAGAUAUGAUUUACGGUCUUUUUGUUACCACUUUCAAUUACCAAUACAAUCCCGGGAUUAACUCUAGAUAAUCCCGAGAUUAGAUAAAUCGACCGAGAUCGAAUCCUCUUCUCGAAAUUGUGAGUACAAUAAAAGUAAAGAAAAAACUGCAAAUUGUAAGUGGUCCGCGGUUCCAGGUUUGAAAAUAAGCCACUAUUUUCAAUUCUUGGACUCCACAGGGCCCCCACACCUUUAAAUCCGGCCCUGACGUAGCCUACCUACCACUGCCUACCGUAGUCUUACCGGUAGACUACCUGUUUGUACCGUAGUAUAUGUAAAUUAUCAAAUAAAAGUCAUUUCUUAAUCUUUAUCAAUGUAUUUUUAAAAUGGCUGUUUCUGAUCCUUAGGAAUCCUUAAGAAAUUAGCAAUUAAAUAAAAAUAUAUCUGGAAAUAAAAUCAUUGUAGUUUUAAUCAACAAAAAUUAAGUAUCUAUAGUGACCAUAAUAGUAACAUACCACAAUGAAAAAAAGUAGAUAAAAUGACCAUAAACAAUGGCAAGGAAAAAAAGUUCUAAAAUUUUGAGUCGUGCAUAUAGCCUGCGCGGAUGCGCUUUUGUAACGCACAAGACGGGUUAAAAAUACCGCGGACAAAAGUUCCCCGAACUACCACGGACACCGAGGGACUGGACAGGAAAAAAGUACGCGAGAGUGCUCGAAAAAAUUAAACGUAUGUGACAGUGAGUAGUGACAAUGGCCUCAACCACGCCUUUAGUCCCCGUUGCGUGCUCGAGAGUGAUGUACGUACAGUUUGUCUAUAAAUUCGUGACAUGAAUGUUUGAGGAACUAACAUUAUUCAUGUGUCUGGCAACACCAAACUUAUGUACAUCAGCUGUCAUCGAGUUUCAGUUGUGGAACAGUUUUCCUUUUGUGUUUUUUAUUGUUUGGAUUAAACUGUAAUAAAUUAAGACGAAACUACGCAGAAAGGUAUUAAAAUGAGUAAAGUAAAUCGGAGUGGCACGCGGGAAGUGAUUUUUAAAGUUUUCCAGCGAUGUUUCGAAGACUACCAAGCUGGACGAAUUUUGUGGGAGUUGGAUGAUGUUUAUGGGCGAACAGCAUCUAUUACGGGUAUGUAAUCGUGUAACUAUGUUUUGGUAAUCUGCCUGAAGUUACAAAUUUACUCAAUUUACGAUUUUGAGAUCAAAAAAGGCAUUGUUUACAUUGCACAUUUUUAGGUUACAUUGACAUUGUAAAUAGGUAAUAUUGUAGUACGACCAUUUCUUUUGAUACGUUAUUAUGAUUCAACUCUGUCAGGUUUUCUACCAAUUUUGAAUUAAUUGCUUCAUGUCAAUAAGUUAUUGUUUCUAUUCCGUUACCUUUUUUUUUCUUUUUUGCAGGAAAAUCAGAGAGUCGGAUAGUCAACGAAGGUUUUAAGAAUGGGAAAACAGGCAAGGCCGACCAAAGAAAGAAAUGGUCACAUAAAGAACCAUAGCCAGAUGCUUUUAGUGAAGAUACCUAUAACUAAUUUUACUAACUGCACAUUUACAAAUUGUUUCUCUAAAUAAACUUUUUAUAUUCUAUAAAAUGAUUUUUAGUAAUAUUUUCUUAACAAGUGUGUUAAAAAACGUCGUAUGAUGAUACUUGUGUGUAUUGAUGAUUACCUAACGGCUCUAGUCUCAAUGGCACCUCAGCGGUAAUCACCAACAUUACACACUUGUACACUAUAAAGUACUAUUUUAUCUAUAAUAAUUUUAUUCUGUUUCAAAAAAAUAUGCUUGGUAAACUUUUUAUAAGCAUAGGUACCUACUAUAUAUAAAACAGAAACAAAAUACGACUGUAUAGUGUGUCUUAAUUACCUAUUUUACUUCAAUGAACUGCUAGUAUCAAAAUCAUUUUGGUCCGACUGUAUAGGGUUUCUACAUGCAUACUAGUGGCGCCAUCAUUUAAUGUCACGACUUUAUAGACAAACUGUACCUAUGUACAAUUUCGCAAGAAUCCAUUGUAAAAUUUUAAUUAAAUGAGUGGAAAGAAGAAAUCCCAAUUUACAUUACAAAGAUGAUCCUUUUAAUGAAACAAAUAAAAUUAUUUAUACAAGAUACAGAAAUUAUUGUAAUGCUCUUCUUAAAAAAAUCAAACGCCAGUAUGAGAGAGAAUUAUUGAAUAAAUCUAUUAAUGAUAAUAAGUUGCUGUGGAGAAACAUCACAUAUACAAGUAAAAUUAAUAAAAUAAACUCUGAUUUACUUAAUAUUAAAUCUACUCCUGCAGCGUCUGCUAAUUAUAUUAAUGAUUUCUUUGUAAAUAUUGGUAAAAACUUGGCGCAUCAAAUUCGGCCCUCAGAUGUGGAAAGUAGUAGCUAUUUGAGUAACUUACCAAAACAGUGUAACUCCUUUGUUCUUAUGGACAGUGAUCAUGGUGAGGUGAGUGAUAUAAUACAGUCCUUAAAAUAUAGCAGUGCCCCGGGAUGGGACGGUAUUCCAACCAGUUUUAUCAAAUACGCAAGAUCAUAUAUUGUUCCAAUUAUAACUCAUUUUGCUAAUCUGUGUUUUAAUAAGGGGACUUUCCCGUCGGUACUGAAACGGUCAAUAAUCAGUCCAGUUUAUAAGGCUGGGGAUAGAGACAGUGUUAAUAAUUACAGACUAAUUUCUGUGUUACCUGUAAUUUCUAAAAUUAUAGAAAAACUGUUAAAUACGAGGCUGCUUAGCUAUCUAAAUCAAUUUGACAUCUUAUCACCAUCUCAGUUUGGCUUCAGGCGAGGGAAAUCAACUGAAGAUGCAGUUUUGGCACUUACAUCGUUAGUAACUGAGCAGCUCGAUGCUCAUAAAAAAAAUAUUUCAGUAUUUUUGGAUUUACAAAAAGCUUUUGACACUGUCUCUAUACCUAUUCUGGUGAGAAAACUGGAAGCGAUCGGACUGAAGGGAGUUUCUCUUGAAUUGUUCAAAGAUUACUUGUCGGAUAGGUGGCAAAAGACAAAGUUAGAUUCCUUCACUAGUGAUGACGCAGCAGUGACAUAUGGAGUGCCUCAGGGAAGUGUCCUUGGACCUACAUUAUUCCUUAUUUAUAUCAAUGAUCUUUGUGCCAUGAACAUUAAGGAUGCAAAAAUUUUGUCGUACGCUGAUGACACUGCCAUUGUUUUUAGUGCAGACUCUUGGGAUGCUGUAAGGGAAACAACCGAGAGCGACUUGAAACAGAUAAGCAAGUGGUUACGUAAUAAUUUUCUUACACUCAACACUGCUAAAACAAAUAUCUGAUUCAGUCUAUAUAAUGACGGACAACCAAACAAUGAUUUUUGUUUAAAGAUACAUGGCUGUAAUUUUAUAAUAGAUGGAGUUAAUUGUAACUGUCCGGUUCUUCAAAAGGUUGAGAAUGUUAAAUAUUUGGAUGUCUAUGUGGAUCAGAGAUUAUCUUGGUAUCAGCAUUUAGAACAUGUAACUUUAAGACUCAGAAAGCUUACUUGGAUUUUCAAGACACUCAGGUAUAUAGUACCAGUCCCAAAAAAGGAUAAGGGUGAUUGUGGUUCGGUAAGAGAUCUCCUUAAAGAAAUUUGUUUCGUUGGCCCAAUCUAUAUUGACAUUAUGCGUUUUAUUGAUGUUGAGCGCGCUCAGCGAAGUCUCUUUAAGGUCAUGUAUUUUAAAAAAAGGCGAUUUUCUACUGAGUGCCUCUACAAAAUUAGCAAUUUAUUAUCUGUAAGGAAGCUGUACAUAGUUCAUAUUAUUCUAAAAAAACAUAUGUCUCUAACGUAUGACCCUAAGAUUUCAAAAAAAAGGUAAAUUUAAAAAAUCAAAAAACCCGACUGCUUAAUUAUACUUCAAAUAAAAACUGAAAAGAAAAAAACAAGUCCAGUAGUCUAUAAUUCUGUUAAUAAGGAACAAAGCUAUUUUAAC